UGCCGCCAAAUUUCACGUCGCAUGCCAGUGAUAUUAAACUUGUUUAUGAUAUUGGACUGAAGACUUGGACAGUGUAAGGAGGUGGGGAUAGAGGGCGGUAACAAAACUGCGAAUUGGCAAGUGUAUGAUGAGCUGAGGCGGAUAAAGUUGCCGUUGUUCACUUCUGUCAACAUAUGCAUCGAAACAGAAUUUAAGAACUGGUUAAAAUCGUUGCAGAAAUUACGACUGGAAUCGCAGCAGUUAAAGAAAGAACUGAUGUCAAGCUGCUGAUUUGUAGGCAAAUGGACUUCCGGUGGCAGUGUCCCCCUCCUCAUUGCCAGAACUGCAGGCGUUGCUCAAAUACAACAAGUCUAACCAUCGACUGGUCACUGAACCUCACUCCAUGUAAUCUCCACCCGGCCAGCUAAGUAAGCAGUAACCUUGCAUCCUUGAGAAGUUAGUCAACAGUGCUUUUGCAGGUGAGUCCCCUUUAGCAUGUUCACUUCCUGACUGAUUCUAAUUUCUGAUGGAUUGACAUACCAGGGGAAAAUGUGUUGCAGUCAUUAUUUUAAAAGUAAUUCAUUGAAUUCUUCAAAUUCUGCAUCAACUCAGAGUGCAAGAUGCAAUGCGUCAUGUUGGAGAUCUUGCUGAAGCUGUUUCUGAUCCCACUGAUACAUUAGAGUAGAAUGUCUCCCUAAGUCAUUCUUGUUAAUCAUUGGACAUAGUAGAAAUUCACUUGCCUAACCCCCAUCACCCCGACUGAGGCAUCAGAGUUCUCUGUUCUGGGCCAGUCUUUCAAGCUGUCCCCCUGUGUAACUCUUCAAGGCAAAGGCCCUUCCUCUCCCAGGGAUGAAGUCUUUGGAGCUUUCAUUGGCGUUUCUGUAGCUCUGGGUUUUUAUGGGAUGGGGUUGCUAGCCCCAUGCCCAACCCUCCUCAUUUUGCAGAAUGGCUUGAGACUGUCCACAGUGGCUGACAGAGUAGAAAGUGGAACCAAAAUUACCAAGUGGAGCCGAUGCAGAAACACUAAAACAUGGCACAUUUAUUUUUGAUCCCUAUGACCUGCAAAGAUCUGUAAACGAGUGUAUUGUUGUUUGAAUCUGUAAGCAUUGGAUGUUUGCCUUGAUCAUAGAGAGGUAGUGUAAGUCUCUGCUGUCUUAUAAGGUGGUCUGAAGGAAGCUAUGCAUUAGUCGCCUUGUAUUUCUGCAUCUUUUGAGAGAUGAGGUGCUCAGUACCGAGUACGUGUAGAAACAUCUCCUGGGAACCUUGGCCCAUGCCUGUGUGAAGCAGUAAAGGAACAUUCAGGAUGAUAUUAAGAGCCAUGUGGCCAUGCACUGGGAGCACCUACAAGUCCUGCAGAAGCAAAGGGAGGAGCACAUCUUACAAACCACCCACCCAUCUACCCACUCAGAUAUUUAGUGUUCCUUCUGUGGAAAAGUCUGUUGUUCCCACACUGACUCAAUUAGUCAUUUCAGGAUCUGGAAGGAAAUCGAGUCGUACAGUAUGGAAACAAUCCACACUGGCCAAGUUGCACACAUUUGGCCCAAAUCCUCUAAACCUGUCUAAAUGCCUUUUAAAGACUGUAAUUGUACCUCUGUGGCUUCCUCUGGCACAGCGUUCCAUAUACCCACUGUUGAAAAAGUUGCUUCUCAUGCCUGCUUUAAAAUUUUCCUCUCGGUUUAAAUCUCGGCUCUUUAGUUUUAGACUCCUCAAUCUGGGGGGAAAUAUUGUUACCAUUCACAAAAUCAAGUACCCCUCAUGAUUUUGUUUACAUCUAGAAGGUCAACCAUUGGCCUCCUACGCUCCAGAGUCAAAGGCUGUAGCCAAUCCAGUAUCUUCUUAUACUUUGAACUCUCAAUUCGCUGUCAAAAUCCUUGCUAAUCUUUUGCUUGAUAAUAAUUCAAUAAUUAGGUGACCAGAACCACACACAUUACUGUGUGGUGUCUCACCAAUAUCUUGCACAAUUGUUACGUGACACCUCAACUCUCAUUCUCAGUCCCUUGUCUGAUGAACGUAGGCUUGGUUGAUGCCAUCUUCACCACCUUCUCUGCUUGUGUUGCUAUGUUUGAGGAACUGGGCACUUGUACCCUGGGUUUCUCUGCAGCAAAACACAAAAUGCUGUCGGGCGCCAUGUAUGGAAAUGAAGAAAUGGUCAAUGUUUCAGGCUGGGAUCCUCCAUCAGGAGAGUAGCCCUCCCAAACCAGACAGUGAUGCAGCCUGUCAGAAUGCUCUCCACGGUACUGUACCUCUGUAGAAAUUUGCAGGUUUUUUUUUGUGACAUACCAAAUCUCUUCAAAAUCCUAAUGAAGUAUAGCAUUUGUCGUGCCUUCUUUGUAGCUGCAUCAAUAUGUUUGGUCCAGGUUAGAUCCUCAAAGAUACUGACACGCAGGAAUGUGAAAUUGCUCACUCUUUCCACUUCUGAUCCCUCUGAGGACUGUUGUGUGUGUGUGUGUUCUAUCGUCUUACCCUUUCUGAGUUCCCGCUCAGUUCCUUGGUCUUACUGACUUUGAAUACCUUGCAGUCAUCUGGAUCCGAAGAAAGUUGUGUUGAAAUUGCUUGUUUUAUUUGCAUUGUCUGAAAUGAGACUGUGUCUGUGCAUGAACCAUAAUUAGUGUUUGAUUCCAGUGAUCAUGAAAAACUUUAAACAGUGAACAAAGCGAGCUGGGAUCCUUUAACCUUGAAGCAGACUUUUUAGGUAAAUAAGGCGACAAAUGAAUCUUAUGGGGAAGCUGAAACAGAAAUGAGUAACGUGCGCUUGCCAACAGUUUUCAUAUCACUUGUUGACACACUUUGUUCUUGUGAUUUAUGCUUUACUGCACCCAUGGCCUUUGCUGCUCUUCUUUCAUCCCUCCUCCCAACUGAAAUGGUUUCCUUGAAUUAACUUUGUCAACAAUUUACCUGUUAUAAAUAGAUUCAUCUGAUAUAAAGCAGAUUCAGAACCGGGCCACUUCCAUUCACUGCAGGAUCAGGUUCCUGCGACAGGUCCCUUGGGAUACGCAAGGGUUUGUUUAUUUACGGUGAUACAGUCAGUAUUAACGGUAAGUAUGGACGCCUCCUGGGUCAAAGUCUAGAUUUAAAUGCUGAGCGAAUGCUGCACAAUUGUGGAUGUGCCCCUUUGAGGAAGCAUUAGUCCAAAUCUGCCACUUCGGAUACAAAAGAUCUUCUGGCACUAAUUGAAGAGAAGCAGAGGAGCUUUUUAGAGUUUGCCCCGAUAUACCACUUAUUGGUGCAUACCACUAACUCAAUCUCCAGUGGUAACGUGGGCUAUUUGGAUAAGCAUUCCUUUGCUUUACUGUUUUGGUUUUUCUACAUUUCAACUGUGACUACACUUCAAAAAAUAUUUUACUAUUAGUGAAGCAAUUUGAGAUGUGGAAAUUAAAUAAGUGUGAUAAAUGCAAAUUAAUCUGUUUCAAGUGUUUUUAUUGUGAAGCCACAUCAGCUUAACCACAACCGACAAUGUCCUAAAGCACAAUGCUUUUUUUUCUUUUCUUUCUGAUAACAUAAUGAAAGUCAAAUGAAUGUAUGUAUAGUAAACAAGCAAAAAUCAAGGGAAACCCUACCACCCCAUCUCCUUUCCCCUUCCCAGCCCUACCCUCCCCUCACCCCUCCCGUAUGUGCUGUUUAGGUCCUACUGCCCCCCCCCCCCCCCACACUUAGUUCAGCUGUCGGUCUCUUCUGAAUACAACAGUAAUGGUUGCCAGAUUUUUUUCAAAUUCCUUGAGUUUGUCCUUGAUAACGUAUCUUAUCCUCUCUAGAUGCAGAGUAUCCAUUAAUGCAGCCAACCAUUGUGUGGGUGAUGGAAUUUCCUCCUUUUUCCAGAACAUCAGUAUGAGUUUCUUUCCAUUAAGUAUGCCAUAGGUCAGGAGUUGUUGCUGGGUAGCCUGGAAUUUAUUUGACCUCGCAGAAGUUCCAAAGAUUAUUAAAUAGUGUCUGGUAUUAUCGGAACCUUUAGUACCUUCGAUAGGACCUCAAAUAUUUGCUUCCGAUACUCUUGUAUCCUGGGACAUAAAGCAUAACUAUGUAACAAAUUUGCCUCUGAGGACUUGCAUUUCUCACACACUGGGGAUACCUCUGGGAAUAUUUUAUGAAUCCUUACUUUUGAGUAAUGUAGUCUGUGUAGGAUUUUAAAUUGUAUUAAACAAAGCCUGGCAUUGAUGGAACAGGAGUUAACAUACUCCAAAGCCUCAUUCCAUAUAACCUCCUCUAUCUCUGUACCCAACUCCUUUUCCCACUCUUUUUUAAUAUUAUCCACUGUUGUAUGACACUUGUUUUGUAUGGCAUCAUACAGAUUGGCUAUGAUGUGUUCUGUCCCUAAAUAUGAUCUUAAAUGAUUUUCUAAUUUAUCAGGUUCUGCUGUCUCAAAACCAGAAGGAUGUGAUCUUAUAUAGUGUAUUAGCUGGAGAUACCUGAAAAAAUUACUCUCUUGCAAUCUGAAUUUGAAACGCAAAUUAGUCUGUUCUUUUUUUUUUCAAAGUAGCAGCAAAUUUCAAACAGAGGAGCGUGCAUUCAAAGUCUUCCAUUAAAGUGACAACUAAAUCAGGUUCAAUGGAAGCUUCAACAUCAGAAGAACUUGGAGCUGCCAACUGCCCUAUCAAGAAACAAAAUAAAAGGGCUCGCGCUCCGAAAUAUGCAGACGGUGGCUACGGAUGGGUAGUUUUAGCCUCGUGCUUCACUAUCACUGGAUUGACGUCCAGUUUCGUGAGGUCGUUCGGAAUCUUUUUCCUUGAUAUCCAGAACUGCUUUGGCACACUCGCCUUUAAGGUCUCUUGGAUCAGUGCAAUCAAUGUGGCAGUGUUUCAUCUGAGCUCUCCAUUAGCCAGCGUACUCAAUCUCAAGCUGUCCCUCAGAGUCAUCGCUAUGAUUGGUGGCAUAUUCUCCAUGCUCGGGCUGUUUCUUGGAUCCUUUGCCUUCAGUCUAAGCUGGAUGUAUAUCACCAUAGGUUUUCUCCUAGGGUUGGGGAAUGGACUUGCUUGGGUAUCCUCCGUAAGUCUGGUCAAUCAGUACUUCACAGACCGGAGGCCAUUAGCAAAUGCCUUGUCCAGUGCUGGAGACAGCAUCUUCGUCUUCAUCUUCACACCGUUCUACCAGUGGCUUAUCAACACCAUGUCCUGGCAACAAACACUGAUGAUCAUUGGGGGAAUCCACCUGAACAUCUGUGUCUGCGGAGCUCUAAUGAGGCCCUUACAGAGGCGAUGUCAGAAACCUGCACCAUUAUUUACCACUAAUCUCAGAAAAGAUUCAUGUUGUUCGUCUGCUUAUUUUAAAGACCUGACUCGUCUGAAGGAGCCAAAGUUAAUUUAUUUGAUCUUUUUUGGGCUUUUCUCUGUGAUGGGCCUAUUGAUUCCUACUAUCUAUUUAGUUCCUUAUGCCCAAAGUAUUGGGAUUGAGGAUUUUAAAGCAGCUUUUUUGAUGUCUUACUGGUCAGCUUCUGACCUCGUUGGAAGAGUUGGAUGCGGUUGGUUUGCCAAUAUGCGGCUUUUGACAUCAAUCCGCCUUACAAUAAUAGUGACUGCUAUUUUAAGUAUACUUACAUUGUUUUUCCCAUUAGCUAAGAAUUAUGCCUCACUCAUUGUCUUCAGUUGCGGAUGUGGAUUCUUCGUUGGGACUACUAUGGCUCUUCUCAUCACACUAAUAACUGAUGUGGUGGGAGCUAAGAAUCUGAGCAAUGCACUAGGAAUACUUAUGUUCUUCCGGAGUAUUGGAUGCCUUGUAGGACCACCCCUGGCAGGGUUAGUGGUGGACUGGACUAAAGAUUACAGCACUGGGUUCUUGCUUGCUGGAGGAGGGAUGUUGAUUGCAAGUUGCUUUCUCAUCCCAGUUGACUACCUCUUGACUUGUGGGCAGCAUUCUGUUCGAGGCUCAGAAAAGGAGAUGGAAAAUUUUAAUUCUCAAGACCAGUCUCAGGAAGGAACAGAAAAUGAAGCUGGAUAAUGACAGAAUGGAGAUUUGGAACCAAUGUCUGAAUGAAGGUCAAAGUUAUGUUUAGAUUUCCCCUUUUCGGUAAAUAUUCCUUUGGGAAAUCAAUUUCUAUUGUAGUUCUGUGGACAAUGCAUCUGCACACAAGUUUGAAGGUUCCAUGAAAUGUAUUGAAACUCAGAUCAACAGAUUACCAUGGGCUUUCAGUAAGUGCAUUACACAUAAUGAAAGAUUAAUUGUUUGAUAGUUUCAAUAAAGCAAUUUUAUUUUGUGGGGAGAAGAAUUUUUCAUUCCCCCUGAAAAGAAUAAGUAUAUAUAUUUAAAUAGACAAUUUGUCCUAUAUUCUAGUUGCUGUUAUUUUAGCUCUACAAAAUAUUUUGCAUGCCAGGAGAGUUUGUAUCUUCCAAAUAACGUUUGGUUUAUUACCUUGUGAAGCUAUUUGUACUUAUUGAGAACCUUGUCGUUGUUUUAUGUUUAUAUAUUUAUU
Molecule: messenger RNA, 6379 nt
Organism: Mobula hypostoma (lesser devil ray)
Lineage: Eukaryota; Metazoa; Chordata; Chondrichthyes; Myliobatiformes; Myliobatidae
Exons: 6
Coding region: 4522-5907 (461 amino acids)
Biological process (GO): transmembrane transport; monocarboxylic acid transport
Cellular component (GO): plasma membrane
Molecular function (GO): monocarboxylic acid transmembrane transporter activity
Source: RefSeq, a predicted model, not a curated record